Molecule: messenger RNA, 3405 nt
Organism: Parastagonospora nodorum SN15
Lineage: Eukaryota; Fungi; Ascomycota; Dothideomycetes; Pleosporales; Phaeosphaeriaceae
Exons: 8
Coding region: 103-3405 (1100 amino acids)
Molecular function (GO): CoA-ligase activity; protein binding
Source: RefSeq, a predicted model, not a curated record
CCUUGGAAGCUUUAAAUCUCAAUAAAUAUAUCUGCUCUUUCUUGUCGCAUCGCUAUUCCCUAGGUAUUGUCCGCUGACUUGAGUUGUAUUUCCCUGCCGAACAUGGUCUUCGUUCCGCCGUCAUGGGUGCCGCAACUGCCCUUCGACCCGCCAGACUCGAUUCCCAUCUGCGAUUUUAUGCUGGAUGAGAGAUUCGGCAGACAUCCGCUGGGAUACUCGCAGAAUCCGUUCACCUGCGGCUUGACUGGCAAGACGUAUACGAGCUUGGAAGUCAAGGAACGCGUGGACUGGCUCGCACGCGGACUGGCAAAGGAGUUUGGGUUCCAGCCCAACAACGGCUCCGAGUGGGACAAGGUCAUUGCUGUCUUCUCAGUAAACACCGUGGACACACUGCCUUUAGCAUGGGCGACGCACCGCCUGGGAGGCAUUCAGUCGCCUGCAAAUGCCGCGUAUAGCACCGAGGAGCUCGUGUACCAAUUGAAGAACUCGGGCGCAAAGGCGCUUUUCACCUGCAUCCCAUUGCUCGAGACUGCGCGUGCUGCAGCCAAACAGAGCGGCAUCCCCGACAGUCGCAUAUACCUUCUCGAGCUACCCAGCCAGGCUACUGGUGGGAAGAGCAACCCUGAUGGCAUGAAGACCGUGGACGACUUCGUCCGCGAAGGCAAGGAGCUCGACCGUCUGGAACCAUUGAAUUGGGCAUCUGGCGACGGCGCGAAGAAGACUGCCUUCCUCUGCUACUCGAGUGGCACAUCUGGACUGCCCAAGGGCGUCAUGAUUUCGCAUCGGAACGUGAUCGCAAACACUAUGCAAAUCAGCACAUUCGAGAAGCCCUACAGAGAUACGAUGAUUAAUGACCUCCGGAACCAGACCGACUACACUGAAAACGUGCUCGGAUUGCUUCCCAUGUCGCAUAUCUACGGUUUGGUUGUCAUUUGCCAUUCAAGCGUCUACCGAGGAGACGGUGUCAUUGUCCUGCCCAAGUUUGAAUUCGCAUCCACACUGCAGGCAAUCCAAGACUACAAAAUCAACACACUGUUCUUGGUUCCGCCUAUCAUCAUUCUGAUGACAAAGAACCAGCAACUGCUUGCAAAGUACGACCUGAGCUCUGUGUGGUCGCUGUUUACGGGUGCGGCGCCGCUUGGACAGGAGACAGCGGAGGACUUGCAGAAAAUAUUCCCUUCUUGGAAGAUUCGUCAAGGAUACGGGCUGACCGAGACGUGUACCGUGGUCUGCUCCACGUCCCCUGACGAUAUCUGGUUCGGGUCUUCUGGUUCGCUUCUACCUAGCAUCGAAUGCAAGAUCGUGACGACUGAAGGCGUUGAGAUUACUGGCUACGAUCAGCCCGGCGAGCUUUUGGUUAAGUCGCCUGCUGUCGUACUGGGCUAUCUCAACAACGACAAAGCCAACACCGAGACCUUCCAGGAUGGAUACAUGCGGACUGGCGACGAGGCCGUGAUCCGCAAGUCGCCCGCGGGCCACGAACACGUCUUCAUUGUCGACCGCAUCAAGGAAUUGAUCAAGGUCAAGGGCCAUCAAGUCGCACCAGCAGAACUCGAGGCACAUCUCCUUACUCACCCAGCCGUCGCCGACUGUGCUGUCAUUCAGAUUCCCGAUGAGAAGUCUGGUGAAGUACCCAAGGCUUUCGUUGUCAAGUCAUCGAGCGUCGGCAUCGAGGAGAACGACCGCGUGAUUGCACGUGAGAUUCAGAAGCACGUCGAGAAGACCAAGGCACAUUACAAAUGGAUCGUGGGUGGCGUCGAAUUCAUCGAUGAGAUUCCAAAGUCGCCGUCGGGCAAGAUUCUGAGGCGGUUCUUGAGAGACAAGGAGAAGGAGAAGCGCAGGAAGGCUGGCAGCAAGUUAAACCGCGAAAUGGCAGCGCCAAAUUCAAACCCGCCCCACCAAGAGGAAGAGGUCGACAUCGACUACCACGAUGAAGACAACACGCUAGACGCAGAGGAGGCGGACGAAAUCAUCGAAGAUGACGGCGACGUCCCCAUGGACUCAGAUGACGAGGAAGGUGGUCAAGACAUGCAAAUGGAGAUUGAGAUACAAAACGACUCAAUCGCCCACUUCGACGAGCACAAGGACAGCAUUUUCUGCAUAGCGCAACACCCGGUGAACCAGGAAAUCGUGGCUACCGGCGGCGGCGACGACGUCGGCUACAUCAUCGACCUCUCCACUGCAACGGCAGCGGCAGCACAGCCAAGCGAAGACGGCGCGCAAGUCGAGCGAGAAGGACUGAAGAGCGUAUUCAAGCUAGACGGACACAAGGACUCGAUCAACAGCAUUACCUUCUCGUUACCCAAAGGCCAAUUCGUCGCAACAGCGGGCCUGGACGGCAAGCUGCGCGUCUGGCAGGGCGUCCCCGACGGCAAGAAGUGGAAAUACCUCGCCGAAGCCCAAGAAGUCGAGGAGAUCAACUGGCUCGUCGCCAACCCUUCGCCCGACCACCCCAACGUCGUCGCCCUCGGCGCAAACGACGGCUCCGUCUGGGUCUACCAGCUCAACACGGAAAAGGGCAACGAGCUGCAGGUCCUGCAGGCAUACUACCUCCACACCGAGUCGUGUACGGGCGGCGCAUGGUCGGCCGACGGCUCGCUGCUCGCCACCAUCUCCGAAGACUCGAGUCUCUACGUGUGGGACGUGUUCGGCGACGCAGCAUCCCAGGGCCUCACAUCGACUUCCGACGCGCAGUACGUCGUCGGCCUCAACGGGCUCGACGAGCGCUUCCGCGUCGAGGGCGGCUUGUACUCCGUCGCCAUCCCACCUACCGGCGCCUUCGUCGCAGUCGGCGGCCCCGAGGGCCAAAUCCGCAUCAUCGGGCUCCCGCGCCUCUCCCUCACAGCGCCCGCAGAAGCAUCGACGUCCUCGGGCGGCGGCGGCGCGAAGAACAAGGCUGGUGGUGGGAAACAAGUUGCUGCAAAGGGCGGCGCGUCGUCGGCGGGUCAGUCAGGCCAGAUCCUCGCGAGUUUGCAGGCGGGCAGUGAUAAUGUCGAGUGUAUAUCCUUCUCCUCUGCGCCGCUGACGCUCAUGGCGGCCGGGAAUGUGGACGGCUCGAUUACGCUGUUCGACACUGCCCAUCGCUUUGCGGUCAGGCGGCGCAUCGAAGACGCGCAUGCCGACGAGGACUCGCCGCAGGCUGUUGUCAAGCUCGAGUUUGUGCGCAAGGAAGGGCCGGGUGGGUGGUUGUUGACAAGUGCGGGAUACGACGGCGUGCUGAGGCGGUGGGACACGAGGGGUGGAACGGCGGCGGCAGCGAGGGGGCUUGUGGGCGAGUGGAAGGGACACAGGGGUGGAGGUGAAGGUGGUGGUAUCAUGGGUUUCGUACAGGGGAAUGGAGAGACGGUUGUCACGGCGGGAGACGACCAUGUCGCGCUAGUUUUCAAGACGCCGUUGACGCAGUAG